Varroa destructor (honeybee mite) is the source of this 7039-nucleotide messenger RNA. RefSeq lists its product as uncharacterized. Gene Ontology annotation, cellular component: MLL3/4 complex. The record is from RefSeq and is a predicted model, not a curated record. Lineage: Eukaryota; Metazoa; Arthropoda; Arachnida; Mesostigmata; Varroidae.
CGAUAGUAGAUGUGUGUCUGUGCAUAGAUUGCGUGUAAUACUGCUGUUCACUGGUUUUCGCUCUCGCUAUUUUCCCGUUUCCUGUCUUGUUGCUGUUGGUCCCCAACAAGAGGAGGGUAGUCAGCUCACAAGAGGUAAAGCGUUCGGUACGUUUCGAGUGUUAGACACAAUCUCAUAACGACUCUGCUGUUUGGGCGGCUGCUAGACUCUCCGCUACGGGUGUUGUUGCCAAUACGCCGGCGGUUACACGUCUGGCUAGUCUUUACGUGCUGCUGCUGCUACUGCCGCCGCUGCCGCUGCCGAAAAAGAGAAGGGACCGACCGACACAUCGCUAGUGACCGUGCCGUGAGACGGAACAACGGUGGCGGUGCUCUCCAGUUUGCCAUUCGUCUACCACUUCAACCAUCAUCAUCCAAUAACAAGAUCUAUCGCAGCGACGAGAGAUCUAAUAUACAUUAUAUGUAUACUGCCUUCACGGGGCGUUCUCCUCGGCGCGUGCAUGCAUUUGUGUCUAUCGGGGGACUAUCGUGUAUUUUGUGUGUAGUCGUAGUCUAUCGAACUAAUUGCUGUUAUUGAUUUAGUGUGUUGGUCAGUCGGAUUUGCACAUAGUGCUACUAGUGUUGUAACUGUUGCCGUACUGCAGUGGAUGCCCCCAAUGUAUGUCGAUGUGCUACAAGCGCCGCUGCUGCUGAAUGGACAAACAGACUCAUAAUAACAAUAAUAAUAACAAUAAUGCUGUUGCGGUGUUGCUCUCUUUGACGGUCGCCACUUCGUGACAUCUCCGAGUUGUUAGAAUUGCAACGGUAAUGUCUUCCCAUUUCUGGUUAUCUGUGUAUUUCCAAUUGUUGUCAUGAGAAAUUUCAGCUCGAGGAUGUCAUCUCCUCCGGACGACGGAGGAGGACUCGGUAACGAUGCGAAUAGCAGUCUUAACAAGAGCAACGGCACCAACAGUAAUGGCCCCGCGGGGCCUGUCACAGCAGGGGCAAAUGGAGCCAGCAGCGGCAACAUUAGAAGCACUAACGUCACGUUAUUUUCUUCAUGUCGCUUCUGCGUAUCUCCGGCCGCAGCAGAAGAAUGUCCAGCCCUGGCCGGACAAAUUGAAGCUCAUGGUGGCCGGAUUGACAACUACCUCACGGAUAUGUCGACACACGUCGUUGUAUUAGAUCAUGAUCGAGAUUCAGAUCUUAUCCUUGAAGCGACAGAUCUCUACGAGAAACCUGUUAUCACUCCUCGAUGGGUAACGCUAUCCCUGGCGGCUAAUCAUCUAUUGCCAAUGGAGGGCUUCAAUCCCCAACGCCGACUCUUCCAUGGCAAAUUAUUUUGCCCAUCAGCGCUGGCUAGGAAAGAUAUUCACGCUCUCUGGGGGAUGAUCUCUUACCAUGGUGGCCGGAUGCAACUAAAACUUGAUAACAAAUGCACUCACCUACUGACAACAAGACCUGGCGGUGCAAAGUACGCACGGGCUGCCAACAGUCCGUGGAUAACGAUUGUCACACCUGAUUGGAUUGUUGAGUGCGUAAAUCAGCGAGAAUUGAGACCUCCGGAACCAUUUCAUCCUACAUUGUUAAUAAAGACGUCGCCGAUCGCAGAUUCUACGACUCCACCGAAACUGACAACGACGCCUCCGCAGCAGAAUUCUGCUAUUCUGCCAGAAGUGAAGCCGGAGCCUGCUACUGCACCGUCACCAAUUCCAUCUGCUGGGCAAAUGAUGAAUUCAACACCACUUGGCGUGCCGCAGGUGCAGCCAAUGACCCAACAGCUAUCUUCUGCACCUACAGGUCAACUACAGAGUGCAGGUGGGCCCGACAUAAGUGGGCAGUCUCAACCGCCGAACUCAAUAGCAAAUCAGAUGCAGUACACUUCACAAAUACAGCUGGUUAACAAUCAGCAGCAAGGACAACAGAUGCAAAUACCGGGACAACCACAACAGCAGCCACAACAACUCCAGCAGGUUAACAGCAUGGGAUCCACUCAACAAAUGAGUAUGGCCCCACAAUCUCUGGGACCAGCUGGAGGUCAUGUGCAACAGGUGCAAUCUGGGGGACAAAUAUCAUUAAUGUCUGGGCCAAGCGGACCCCCAGGAUCGAUGCAGACCGGACAGCAACCAGGUGGCGGUCCAUUACAAGUAUCACAAGGACAGUCCAUGCAAGCAGGUCUCCAGGCAAUAGCGUCGUCUGGCCCACAGGGGCAACCACCUGGUACAAUGGGUAGGGUUAUGCAGAGUGGUCAGAUUAGCCCCGGUGGCAUAAGCAUGGUAAAUAUGCAAGGGGGACAACCGGUUAGUCAAGGUAAUAUGGGAGGCCAACUUGCGCAAAUGCUAACGGGGGGUCAACGCAUGACAUCAUCACCUAACGGACCGACGCAAAUGGGUGUCCAGGGACAAGGUCCUCCGACAGGUCAAAUGUCACCGGGUCAAGGACAGCAGGGGACGCAGGUGGUAAUGAUAAACCAAGGCGGCAAAAUAGUGCCUAUGGGACAACAGCAACAGUCCGGGCCUAUAAUUCCACAGCAGUCUCAGCGAAUGAUGUUCCAACAGGGGGCAUCUCAACAGAUAUCUAGCCAACAGAUAGGCAUGCCUUCGCAACAACAAACUCCUGGUGGCGUAGGUAUGCCUCCAGGAACGCAGAGUCCGCAGAUGGUAAGAAUGCAGCAGUGGGUCUCCAAGCCUCAAGGCCAGCAAUUGAGUCCACAACAAAUUCAAAUGAUUCGUCAGCAACGACAUCGUAUGGUAAUAGCAGGCGGUCCUCCCGGGACAAACGGCCAGCGUUUGGUCGUAGCGACUCCUGAGCAGCUCCAGCAGAUGCGGCUUAGACAACUUGGUCCUGGAGGUCCAGCUCAUAUGCAACAACAAGGUGCUAGUCAGCAAAUGAUGCCACCAACGAACCAACAGAUGGUUCAGGCUCAGCAAAGUGGAGGCCAGAUAGUUACAAGUGGUUCAGGGAUGGUUCAGUCGCAACAGCAACAGCAACAGCAACAGCAGGUCAUGCAGAGUAGCGUUGGUCAGGGUGGUCAACAAAUGGUUGUUAUGGCCGGGGGCCAGCAACAACCAAUUCGAUCGAUGGGACCGCCCGCACCUGGAAAACCGCUGAUUCAACAGAGGGCCCCAAUCGUUAUGCAACAACAACAACAACCUCAACAACAACAACAACAGCAACAACAGCCACAACAAGUGCAACAGGGCCAGGGCGGUCAGUGGCGUUUCCCUGGCGGUCCUCCUGGAGGCCCAGGGGGUGGAAUAGGUGCGUCUUGGGCUGGCCAAACAGGAGGACCUCCACAGCAGAGCACCCCGCCUCUAUCGCCCGUGCAACAACAACCGCCUCAAGACAUGAUGCAACAACAACGACAUCUGCAGCAGCAACAUGAUCCUCACUAUCAACAGCGAAUAGAAAUGCAGCGUCGCCAUAUACAAAUGCAACAGCAACAGCCGCAGCAGGUAGCUGGCGGUACUGGGGUUGCUGGGGUGACGACGGUGGUCACUUCACCGGCGGCAGGUGAAGUCGUAGUCGUCGGGGGCCAACAAGCCCAGUCACCCCUGGCAUCACCGGGCGCCCCUGUCACAGCCGCGGGACAGACUCUCGCGUCGACAACCGCUACCCAAAAUUCCAUCACCCCAGCUUCUACCCCAACCUCCCAGAGCCCAGGUCCUGUUGUCGUCCAGCAAGCACAGCCUCCUUCGUCCGCCCCUACAGCCACAACCCAGAUCCCGCCCAACCCAACAACCCAACAAACCCCGACUACCCCGAGCGCUGUUACCAAUCAGCUCAAACCUUCGCCGGGCCUUCAGCUACAAGGGCCGGUAUCAUCUACCGCCGUUGUCCAGCAAACGCAACAGCAGCAGCCACCAGGUGGCACUGGGACUGUCGGCGUCGUUGGCCUCGGCGGGCAGGUGCAGCCAGCUGCUGCGGCAGCAACAGGCCAGUUGUUGCAGCAGCAAAUCCACCAGCAACAGCAGCAGCAGGGGCCGCAAGCGGGGCAAAUGCAGAGUCCGCAAACCGCCAGUCAGCCUCAGUCGAUGGUGGCUGUUGGCGGUGUCGGCCACAUGGCUGGAUCUUAUCAGGCGCAUACGCAACUGAGUCCUUCGGGUGGCCAUGGAGGUGCUGCAAGUACCCCUCCCCCCGGCCGAGUAGGCGUCGGAGUCCUUACCAUGCACAGAGGAGACACAGGCACACCUCCUUUAAGUGGUGGCCCCGGAGGCCAUCCAAAUCAUAUGAGUGGCCCCCAUGGUCCGCACCACGGUUCUGGCAGUGUGGUGCAUCAAGGGGUUCAUCAUGGCCAUGGGAGUUCCCAUAGCCAUGGCAGCGCUCACGGUGGUCCUCACGGCGGAUCUCCGCAUCCACAUCAUUCCCCGGGACAGCAUCAUCAGGUGAUAGCACCUCGAGCAAUGCCGAUGUCCCCCUCCGUCGCAUCAGGCAUAGGAGCGUCAGCCGUGUGCGCCGCUACAUCUAGCCAGAUGUUACGCUCAGCUUCACCGCAGCCCCACCAUCCACUUCACGCGACUCAGCAUCCGCAACAUCCACAAGGUCUGCUACCACACAUUCAUCCGCAACAACAACAACCUGGUGGCCCACAGCAACAAAUCCAGACUUCACAACAGCAGUCACAGGUUCAAGGAAACCAGUUGCCCGGAAACGUGCAUCCGAAGAUGGCGACGCAGAUGGGACCAAAUGGUCAACGUAUGAUAAUGGGGCCUCAUAUGCAACGAAUGCCUUUGGCCCCUGGUGGACCCUCCAUGGCGCAAAUGCAGCUUGGACCGCCUGGAACACAAGCUCAAGUGGGCACAAUUGGAGGGCCUCAUAUGGGUGGUCAACAGAGGUACGUUGGACCUAUGGGACAGCAGAUGAUUGGACCACAAGGUCAAACCCCUCCGGGUGUCAAAGUUAAUCCACAAACGAAAACCGCUUUAGCGAAUUUACUCAAUAAUAGGCUUGGUGGAGGAGGACAGCAGGGUGAAAUGGGACCAAUGUGCCCUCAAAAUGGACCGCAGCCUCCAAUGGGAAUGCAACCACAACCCCAAGCAGGUCUAUUACAAGGCGGAAUGCGAUGCUAUCAGCCGACGGGGCCUAGUGAGGGUCAAUCAAUGCAGCCAGGCCAAGCUCAUUCGGGUGGGCCAGUGAGUUAUCGACCGGUUGGAGCACCCUUGGUUCGAGCUGUCCGUCCCGACGGUAGCAUGCAUGGUCCUUUCAUAGGGGCACAUAGCCAACAUCCGCAUGCCCAUGUAAUCGCUCAGGAGACGCUAGUUGGCCAUGAACAAUCGCCCCACCUAUCUGCUGACACGUGCUUCCUCGGCUGCGUCUUUUACUUUUUGCUUCAUCACUCGACUGAGUUCAACGCUGAGCACAUCAGUAUAGCAAAGGGUGUGUGUGAGGAAAAAGGCGGUACUGUGGCUGAAAUGUAUAGCCUGGAAGUGACACAUGUUGUCUGUACGCAUCAAAAUCAGCUUGGUGUGGAGCGAGCACUUCGGGACGGCAAGCGUUGUAUCACUGUAUAUUGGAUCAAUGACUGCGUACUGCAAGGCAAGAUGGCCCCUCCAUGGCAAGCACUGCACCUGCCAGCUGCGUUUGGGCCACGAGAGCAGCCUUGCGCGCAACACAUCAUAUCGUCGACUGGCUUCAGCGGCGAAGAACGGUUGCGUAUCCGUACGAUGAUUAAUAAAGUAGGUGCCAAGUACUCGGCGUGUAUGACGCGAGAAAAUUCAUUACUAAUUGUCAAAUCUCGUCGUUGGGCUGAAAGCGGUGAAAAAUUGAAAAAGGCCCAUGAGUGGAACAUGGCGUGCGUCAGUGCGCAAUGGCUCAGCGAUGUAAUGCUGGGGCACUAUGAGGCUGUCAGAAUGCCAAUGUCACCUAAGUACCAGGUGAGUGAAAUGGACAUACCCUUUCUUCGCAUCGACUACGGAAUAGCGCAAGCCCUUUUGAUGGCAUGGAAGGUGCCUAUCAAGAUAUCGGAAGAUCAAUGGAGGAGCUUUUCUGAGUCAGAUCUCUACCAUCGCGUACAGAAACGAAAGCUAGAAAUCGCCGAGGAAGAAGAGGUGAUUCGCAAGAAGAAACCCGCAAACGAUGAAAAUUGUGUCACUGUAACUAACCCGAAUCCACCGUCCGAGGGCCAGAAGCCACUAGUCUUGUUCUCGGGAAUUCAAGAUCCGGAACCCCUCAAGAAGAUGAUCCUCCAACUAGGUGGUCAAAUCGCUAAGAAUGCCAAGGAAGCAACGCAUCUGGUAUUAGCAAAAUUCUCGCGCACUAUCAAGGUGAUGUGUGCGGUUAAUCAUGUCAAGCAUAUUUGUUGCCCCGAGUGGGUACACGAGUCACAUAGAGCUAAUACUUUCCUUGACCCCACCGAAUAUUGGCUGCAGGAUUCUGAUGCUGAAAAGCAAUUUGGCUUCAGCUUGCGCUAUAUCCAUAUGCAGAGACAACGAAAUGCUCCUCCGCCUCUCAAAGGCUACGUGUUCUACGUCACACCAGGAUGCUUACCGACGAUACCCGUCCUGAAAGAGGUUGUGGAAGCGGCUGGUGGCAGUAUGUUCCUCAACAAGCGACCUACCCUCAAGCAUAUCAAUCAGUUUAACAACAACAACAACUACAGCAACAAUAAUAAUAAUCACAGCAGUAAUACAAAUAACAGCAACAACAACAGCGUUGGUAGCAACAACAGCAACAACAAUAGUAUGAAUAGUACCUGCACUGGAAACAGUGCAAAUAAUAACGGCAGCAACAAGGACAAUAGUGAGUUAACAACAGCAACUACGACAACAGUCUCAACGACAACGACGACAACAACGACAACUAACAACUCGGCAGGAGCCGGUGUGACGACGCCGACGACGAACGUUAAUGGCGGCCUACCCCCUGCCAAUGACGGCGCCUCCAGUAAAUUCAUAUGUGUUACGUGCGAGGACGAUCUGUACAUGUGCAAAGAACUUCUGGACAGGGGCGUGCGGCUGUACAAUGUCGAGGUGAUUUUAACAAGCAUAUUGCGGCAAAAGGUUGAACUUGACGAGUACGUCCUCGAUUGUUGCAUUUGAGAAAACAUGACUGCAGAAAUGUGA